Messenger RNA from Solanum lycopersicum (tomato), 1674 nucleotides. RefSeq lists its product as uncharacterized. Gene Ontology annotation, molecular function: xenobiotic transmembrane transporter activity; antiporter activity. The record is from RefSeq and is marked validated. NCBI's taxonomy places the organism in Eukaryota, Viridiplantae, Streptophyta, Magnoliopsida, Solanales, Solanaceae. Gene Ontology annotation, cellular component: membrane. Gene Ontology annotation, biological process: xenobiotic detoxification by transmembrane export across the plasma membrane.
AAUUUUAAAGUGUGAAGCAGUGUUUACUUACUUCACAAUGGAGACACCGUUGCUGAAUGGCUACUCCGGCUCCGGCGAACGCAACGACCUUAUCGGGGCGGACGGGGACUACCGUCCGGCGAAAAGUACAAAGGAUUGGUGGGCAAUUUUCUGUGUGGAGACAUUGAAACUGUGGAGAAUUGGAGGUCCUAUAGCAUUCAACAUAAUCUGCCAAUAUGGAGUGAAUUCUCUUACAAAUAUAUUUGUUGGACAUCUUGGAAAUGUUGAGCUCUCUGCUAUUUCUAUUGCUCAGACUGUUAUUAGUACUUUUUCUUUUGGCUUCAUGAUGGGAAUGGGUAGUGCAUUGGAGACACUAUGUGGCCAGGCAUAUGGAGCAGGGCAAGUUCACAUGUUGGGCGUUUAUAUGCAACGAUCCAUCAUAAUCCUGCUAGCUACUUGUGUCUUUCUAUUGCCCAUUUACUUAUUCACCACUCCACUUCUCGUGUUGCUAGGCCAAGAAACUGCAAUAGCGGACCUCUCUGGAAGAUAUACCAUGUUACUCAUCCCACAGUUGUUUUCACUUGCUAUCAAUUUUCCUACUUCCAAAUUUCUUCAAGCUCAGAGUAAAGUGGAUGUUCUCGCUGGGAUUGGAUUCGCAGCUGUGCUGGUGCACGCUUUGUUCCUCUGGCUCUUUAUAUAUACACUUGAAUGGGGUACUAAUGGUGCUGCUAUAGCCUUUGACCUCACGAAUUGGCUUACUGCGAUGGCUCAAUUAGCAUACGUUGUUGGAUGGUGUAAGGAUGGGUGGAAAGGGUUGUCGUGGUCAGCGUUCAAUGAGAUUUGGGCAUUCGUGAGACUUUCUAUUGCUUCAGCUGUUAUGUUAUGCCUUGAGAUUUGGUACAUGAUGAGUAUUAUUCUCCUUGUUGGCCAUCUUAACAACGCCGUCAUAGCAGUUGGCUCCAUUUCAAUUUGUAUGAACAUCAAUGGAUGGGAGAGCAUGCUUUUCAUUGGAAUUAAUGCUGCCAUAAGCAUCCGAGUCUCAAAUGAACUGGGGCAAGGACAUCCAAGAGCUACCAAAUACUCGGUCUACAUCACGGUGUUUCAGUCCCUCCUAAUAGGGAUACUCUGCAUGGUAAUUGUACUAGUAGCUAGAGAUCAUCUGGCCAUUAUCUUUUCAAACAGCAAGGAGAUGCAAGAAGCUGUUGCUGAUCUUGCUUACCUUCUAGGGAUUACCAUGGUCCUUAAUAGCGUUCAGCCGGUUAUAUCAGGGGUUGCUGUUGGAGGUGGAUGGCAAGCUUUAGUAGCUUAUAUCAAUCUUGGUUGCUAUUAUGUUUUUGGACUCCCUCUUGGAUAUCUUCUUGGUUAUGUAGCAAAAUUAGGAACAAAGGGACUUUGGUUAGGGAUGAUAGCAGGGGCAGCUUUGCAGACUCUUCUACUCUUGAUUAUACUGUAUAAGACUAACUGGAACAAGGAGGUUAACGACACGACGGAGCGUAUGCGCAAGUGGGGAGGUCAAGAUUUUGAGACACAGAAAUCUGCAGAUGGGCAGUUAACUAUUGAGAAUGGUGGUGUUGCUUAAGUUUAUGAUUGAUUCAUUGAAAUAAUGUAUUUUUUCUUGUUUAUGUUUGAGUUUGAAACUUGUAAAAUCUGUUUCUUUUGUUAUACACUCAGCAAUAGAAAUGUGGAUUUUCAAAU